AUGGCCGGCGGGGAAAAAGGACAAAGCGCGCCGACCUGGAAGAUGCCGCCGCCGCCGCUGCCGCUUGGUGCCAAGAUCUGGAGGCUGGCCGCCCGUCGCCAUUGGGAGCCUGGAGGCCUGCUGCCUGGUGCCCUCUGUUCGGCGGACCUCGCUCCUGGGGAAGACGCCACCGUGAGCCGAUGGUGGGGAGCGAGCAGGCAACAUCGGGAGUGGAAGAUGGCUGGCGGGAUGGUGAGCUCGAGCUCGCCGGCUCCCCUCCCCUCUUCCUCACCUCCGUCUUCCUCAUCGGCCGCCACCUACCGCGACCCCCUCCUCGGCAACCGCCUCCCACCUGCCUGUCGACGGGAUGGUAAGCUCGAGCUCCGCCUCUGCUCCUGCGGCGCGGGGGCCUCGGCCGAGUUGGAGCCGCACAUGGGCAGGAACUCGGCGCCACUCCCCGCCGACGACGAGGCUGGCGCCCUCCGCUUGGCUCCGCCGCCCCAUCGGCUUCGGGUGCAACCACUUCGCCCUCGCGUCCACCGCCGCUGCCCACUCUGCCCCGUCGGCUUCACACCGUCGUUCGCCCGCCGCCACCCCCCACUCGACCCCGCUGCUCUACCACCCACGCGAAGAUAG
Molecule: messenger RNA, 615 nt
Organism: Oryza sativa Japonica Group (Japanese rice)
Lineage: Eukaryota; Viridiplantae; Streptophyta; Magnoliopsida; Poales; Poaceae
Source: RefSeq, a predicted model, not a curated record